Molecule: messenger RNA, 2361 nt
Organism: Girardinichthys multiradiatus
Lineage: Eukaryota; Metazoa; Chordata; Actinopteri; Cyprinodontiformes; Goodeidae
Gene: erlec1
Product: endoplasmic reticulum lectin 1
Exons: 14
Coding region: 142-1623 (493 amino acids)
Biological process (GO): retrograde protein transport, ER to cytosol; endoplasmic reticulum unfolded protein response
Cellular component (GO): endoplasmic reticulum lumen
Source: RefSeq, a predicted model, not a curated record
UAAACGGGUCACUUCCUGUAUUUCGCGUAGCGUUGACAUCCGCCUCAUUGUACUGUCAUUCCUUACGGAUGACAAGCCGAAGUAUCUUUGAAUUGAUUUAUGCAAUAGAUGUAAGUGGGGGUAAAGAAACCAUCAGUAAACAUGCGGAGGGGACUGCAGAAGCUAAGCAGCCGGGCUGGAGAGUUGAUGGCUGGUCUGCUGUUGGUCCACCUCGGAGGACUGCUGGAGGUCUGCAUCGGCGUCUCUGCAAACAGAGGGGGGUAUCCCUCCUUCAAUGAUGAGAUUCCUUUUAAAAUCACCUGGCCGGGUGCUGAAUUCAGUCUGCCAUCUUCAGGUUCACUUUACAGCGAAGAUGACUUUGUCAUCAUGACAACGACAGAAAAGGAGAAGUACAAAUGUUUGCUGCCUUCACUGACAGCUGGGGAAGAGGAUGAUGAUAAGGGGUACAGAGGUCCCAGUCCAGGCGACCUUCUGGAGCCACUGUUCAAACGAAGCAGCUGCUCCUACAGGAUUGAGUCUUACUGGACAUAUGAAGUGUGCCAUGGCAAGCAUGUCAGGCAGUAUCAUGAAGAGAAGGAGACUGGACAGAAGAUCAAUUUUCAAGAGUAUUACCUGGGGAAUAUGGCACAGAGGAGUCAGUCAGCUGAUACAGGUAUCAGCGAUCAAGCUGAAGAGAAAACAGAAGUGCCUACUAAAAACAUUGAAGGUCAGCUGACCCCAUACUACACAGUGGAAAUGGGGAAUGGGACUCCAUGUACCCUGAAGCAGAACCUGCCUCGCUCCAGCUCUGUGUUGUACGUCUGCCAUCCAGAAGCCAAGCACGAGAUCCUGUCCAUUGCCGAGGUCACCACCUGUGAAUAUGAGGUCGUGGUGUUGACACCUCUGCUGUGUGCACACCCAAAAUACAGGUUCAAGUCCUCCCCUGUGAAUGCCAUCUUCUGCCAGGCUCUGGAGGGCUCCCCCCUGCAACCUCAGCGGCUCACGCAGUUAGACAAAGAGCAAGAGGAGUUGCUUAAACCACCUUUUAGCACCAAUGCCGACACCAGAGAGGAGGAAGUGUCCCCAGUUAGAGAGGAAGCUUUCACCUCCACUCACAAACCCAUGACUGUAGGAGGGCAGGUUCAGGUCACAGUGGGCACAACACACAUUUCCCGUUUGACAGACGACCAGCUGAUCAAGGAGUUCCUCAGUGGCUCGUAUUGUCUGCAAGGGGGCGUGGGCUGGUGGAAAUAUGAAUUCUGCUAUGGAAAGCAUGUCCAUCAGUACCAUGAGGACAAAGAGCAAGGAAAGAACAUUGUAGUGGUGGGGAACUGGAAUGCAGAGGAGCACAUUGAGUGGGCGAAGAAGAAUGUCGCCCGAUCCUACCAGCUCAAAGAAGAUGGAGCACAGAAAGUCAAGGUAGUUUCCCACUUUUAUGGACGCGGGGAUUUAUGUGAACUGACAGGACAGUCCAGACAGGUCAUCGUAAAGCUCAAAUGUAAAGAAUCUGAGUCUCCCCAUGCUGUCACAGUCUACAUGAUGGAACCUCAGACUUGUCAAUACGUGCUUGGGGUUGAGUCUCCUGUCAUAUGCAGAAUUCUUGACACGGCUGAUGAGUACGGACUUCUGUCAAUCCCCAGUUAAGCUGAAAAGGUCCUGUUACAGCAAUGAUGCAUGACGGGCGAGAGGACACUUGUUAGAGGCCUGUUUGCUCAAAGAAGAGACUUUCAAUGUGCUACAAGCCAAAACUGUGGUUGAACCUGAAGGCUGGACUCCAUGUUGCCCAGGAGCACUGGCCCAGUCCAGGUACUGCGAGUCCUAGGUAAUGUGACCUAAAUUGACUGUUAUUGAGUGAAAAAGGGGCUCGUGCCUCACCUAAAAGGCAGCGGAUAUAAUUUCUGAGCUUCAUAUCAGUGCUUCUGUUCCAGUUGAUUAAUUGCCAACAAGAUCUGAUGAGCCGGGGGAUUUAUUAAUCAUUCAGGGGAAUCAAGUCAACUCAUGGUGGUUUUAUUUUUUGUGUCUCUAUAUCUGUUUGUGUGUUUGAGAAAGCUUUUAAAAAUGAUUAGCCACUUGACUGUGGCUAUUUGUGCUUGUAGAUUAAAAAAAUGUAAGUUUUGGAUAAUUUUUCAGCAGAAAGAGUGAGUGUGGUGCCAAUUUACAGAAGGAGUGUAAGUUAUGCAUGAGAGCAUGAUGUGGACAAACAACAAAAGAUAGUUUCAUAGAAAAUUUGAAAGAACCAUUUGAAGAAUGCACAGAAUGUAUGUUGGUCCAAUGAUAUUCUGUGGUGUUAUGUAAAUGCACACUGGGGAAUCUUGUAGCUGCUGUAUGAUGGGGUAAAAGCCAAUGCAUUUGCUGCAAAAAAUAAAAUUACUUGGGAGUUGA